Messenger RNA from Paramuricea clavata, 9866 nucleotides. NCBI's taxonomy places the organism in Eukaryota, Metazoa, Cnidaria, Anthozoa, Malacalcyonacea, Plexauridae. The record is from the annotation of a GenBank genome assembly.
AUGCAAGGAACAGUUGCCACAACUUCAAUAACACAAGGAACAGCUUCUACAACACCAAUAACACAAGGAACAGCUGCCACAACUCCAACCACACAAAAACCAGUUGCUACAACUCCAACAACACAAGAAGCAACUGCAACAUCUCCAACAACAGAAGGAACAGCAGCUACAACUCCAACAACACAAGGAACAGUUGCUACAAUUCCAACAACGCCAGGAACAACUGCAACAUCUCCAACAACACAAGGAACAGCAGCUACAGCUCCAACCACACAUGGAACAGCUGCUACAACACCAACAACACAAGGAACAGCUUUUACAAUUCCAACAACACAAGUAACAGCUGCUAGAACUCCAACAACACAAGGAACGGCUGCCACAACUACAACAACACAGGGAACAGCUGCUACAGCUCCAACAACACAAGAAACAGCUGCUACAACUCCAACAACACAAGAAACGGUUGCUACAACUUCAAGAACACCAAGAACAGCUUUUACAACUCCCACAACACAAGGAGCAGCUGCUACAACUCACACAACAAAGGGAACAGCUGCUACAACUCCAACAACGCAAGGAACAGAUGCUACGACUCCAACAAUCCAAGGAACAGCUUCUACCACUCCAACAACGCAAGGAACAGCUGCUGCAACUCCAACCAGACAAGGAACGGCUGCUACAACUCCAACAACACAAGGAACAGCUUUUACAAUUCCAACAACACAAGGAACAGCUGCUAGAACUCCAACAACACAAGGAACAGCUGCUACAACUCCAUCAACACAAACAACAGCUGCUACAAGUCGAACAACACAAGGAACAGCAGCUACAACUCCAACAAAACAAGGAACAGAUGCUAUGACUCCAACAACCCAAGGAACAGCUUCUACCACCCCAACAACGCAAGGAACAGCUGCUGCAACUCCAACCAGACAAGGAACGGCUGCUACAACUCCAACAACACAAGGAACAGCUUUUACAAUUCAAACAACACCAGAGACAGCAGCUAGAACUCCAACAAAACAAGGAACAGAUGCUAUGACUCCAACAACCCAAGGAACACUUUCUACCACUCCAACAACGCAAGGAACAGCUGCUACAGCUCCAACCACACAAGAAACAGUUGAUACAACUCCAACAACACAAGAAGCAUCUGCAACAUCUCCAACAACACAAGGAACAGUUGCUACAACUCCAACAACGCAAAGAACAACUGCAAUAUCUCCAACAACACAAGGAACAGCAGCUACAACUCCAACCACACAUGGAACGGCUACUACAACACCAACAACACAAGGAACAGCUUUUACAAUUCCAACAACACAAGUAACAGCUGCUAGAACUUCAACAACACAAGGAACAGCUGCUAAAACGCCAACAACACAGGGAACAGCUGCUACAACUGCAACAACAAAAGGAACAGCUGCUACAACUCCAACAACGCAAGGAACAACUGCAACAUUUCGAACAACACAAGGAACAGCAGCUAGAACUCAAACAACCCAUGGAGCAGCUGCUACAAGUCCAACAACACAAACAACAGCUGCUACAAGUCCAACAACACAAGAAACAGCUGCUACAACUCCAACGACACAAGGAACAGUUGCCACAACUUCAAUAACACAAGGAACAGCUUCUACAACUCCAACCACACAAAAACCAGUCGCUACAACUCCAACAACACAAGAAGCAAUUGCAACAUCUCCAACAACACAAGGAACAGUAGCUACAACUCCAACAACACAAGGAACAGUUGCUACAAAUCCAACGACGCCAGGAACAACUGCAACAUCUCCAACAACACAAGGAACAGCAGCUACAACUACAACCACACAUGGAACAGCUGCUACAACACCAACAACACAAGGAACAGCUUUUACAAUCCCAACAACACAAGUAACAGCUGCUAGAACUCCAACAACACAAGGAACAGCUGCCACAACGUCAACAACACAGGGAACAGCUGCUACAGCUCCAACAACACAAGCAACAGCUGCUACAAUUCCAACAACACAAGAAACAGUUGCUACAACUUCAAGAACACAAGGAACAGCUUUCACAACUCCCACAACACAAGGAGCAGCUGCUACAACUCCAACAACACACACAACAGCUGCUACAAGUCCAACAACACAAGAAACAGCUGCUACAACUCCAACAACAGAAGGAACAGUUGCCACAACGGUUAUAACACAAGGAACAGCUUCUACAACUCCAACAACACAAGGAACAGCUGCUACAACUCCAACCACACAUGAAACAGUUGCUACAACUCCAACAACACAAGAAGCGACUGCAACAUCUCGAACAACACAAGGAACAGUUGCCACAACGUUUAUAACACAAAGAACAGCUUCUACAACUCCAACAACACAAGGAACAGCAGCUACAACUCCAACCACAUAUGGAACAGCUGCUACAACUCACACAACAAAAGGAACAGCUGCUACAACUCCAACAACGCACGGAACAACUGCAACAUUUCGAACAACACAAGGAACAGCAGCUAGAAUUCCAACAACCCAAGGAGCAGCUGCUACAACUCCAACAAUACAAGGAACAGUUGCCACAACUUCAAUAACACAAGGAACAGCUUCUACAACACCAAUAACACAAGGAACAGCUGCUACAACUCCAACCACACAAAAACCAGUUGCUACAACUCCAACAACACAAGAAGCAACUGCAACAUCUCCAACAACAGAAGGAACAGCAGCUACAACUCCAACAACACAAGGAACAGUUGCUACAAUUCCAACAACGCCAGGAACAACUGCAACAUCUCCAACAACACAAGGAACAGCAGCUACAACACCAACUACACAAGGAACAGCUUUUACAAUUCCAACAACACAAGUAACAGCUGCUAGAACUCCAACAACACAAGGAACGGCUGCCACAACUACAACAACACAGGGAACAGCUGCUACAGCUCCAACAACACAAGAAACAGCUGCUACAACUCCAACAACACAAGAAACGGUUGCUACAACUUCAAGAACACCAAGAACAGCUUUUACAACUCCCACAACACAAGGAGCAGCUGCUACAACUCACACAACAAAGGGAACAGCUGCUACAACUCCAACAACGCAAGGAACAACUGCAACAUUUCGAACAACACAAGGAACAGCAGCUAAAACUCCAACAACCCAAAGAGCAGCUGCUACAACUCCAACAACACAAACAACAGCUGCCACCAGUCCAACAACACAAGAAACAGCUGCUACAACUCCAACAACACAAGGAACAGUUGCCACAACUUCAAUAACACAAGGAACAGCUUCUACAACUCCAACCACACAAAAACCAGUUACUACAACUCCAACAACACAAGAAGCAACUGCAACAUCUCCAACAACACAAGGAACAGCAGCUACAACUCCAACAACACAAGGAACAGUUGCUACAAAUCCAACAACGCCAGGAACAACUGCAACAUCUCCAAGAACACAAGGAACAGCAGCUACAACUCCAACUACACAUGGAACAGCUGCUACAACACCAACAACACAAGGAACGGCUUUUACAAUUCCAACAGCACAAGUAACAGCUGCUGGAAAUCCAACAACACAACGAACAGUUGCUACAACUCCAACAACGCAAGGUACAGCUGCUACAACUGUAACAACACAAGCAACAGCUGUUACAACUCCAACAACACAAGGAACAGUUGCUACAACUUCAAGAACACAAGGAACAGCUUUUACAACUCCCACAACACAAGGAGAAGCUGCUACAUCUCCAACAACACAAACAACAGCUGCUACAAGUCCAACAACACAAGAAACAGCUACACAAGGGACAGUUGCCACGACUUCAAUAACACAAGGAACAGCUUCUGCAACUCCAACAACGCAAGGAACAGCUGCUACAACUCCAACCACACAAGAAACAGUUGCUACAACUCCAACAACAGAAGAAGCAACUGCAACAUCACCAACAACACAAGGAACAGCAGCUACAACUCCAACAACACAAGCAUCAGUUGCUACAACUCCAACAACGCCAGGAACAACUGCAACAUCUUCAAUAACACAUGGAACAGCAACUACAACACCAACCACGCAUGUAACAGCUGUUACAACUCCAACAACACAAGCAACAGCUUUUACAAUUCCAACAACACAAGUAACAGCUGCUAGAACUCCAAUAACACAAGGAACAGCUGCUACAACUCCAAGAACACAGGAAACAGCUGCUACAACUCCAACAACACAAGGAACAGCUGCUACAACUCCAACAACACAGGGAACAGCUGCUACAAUUCCAACAACAAAAGGAACAGCUGCUACAACUCCAACAACGCAAGGAGCAAGUGCUACAACUCCAACAACACAAACAACAGCUGCUACAAGUCCAACAACACAAGAAACAGCUGCUACAACUCCAACAACACAAGGAACAGUUGCCACAACUUCAAUAACACAAGGAACAGCUUCUGCAACUCCAACCACACAAGAAACAGUUGCUACAACUCCAAGAACACAAGAAGCAACUGCAACAUCUCCAACAACACAAGGAACAGCAGCUACAACUCCAACAACACAAGGGACAGUUGCUACAACUCCAACAACGCAAGGAACAGUUGUUGCAACUUCACCAACAGAAGGAAGAGCUUCUACAAAUCCGACAACGCAAGGAACAGCUGCUACAACUCCAACAACCCAAGAAACAACUGCAGCAUCUCCAACAACACAAGGAACAGCAGCUACAACUCCAAUCACACAAGGAACAGCUUUUACAAUUCCAAAAACACAAGGAACAGCUGCUGCGACUCCAACGACACAAGAAACAACUGCAACAUCUCCAACAACUCAAGGAACAGCAGCUACAACUCCAACAACACGAGGAACAGAUGCUGCAACUUCAACAACACAAGGAACAGCUUUUACAAUUCCAACAACACAAGGAACAGCUGCUACAACUCCAACCACACAAGAAACAACUGCAACAUCUCCAAGAACACAAGGAAGAACAGCUACAACUUCAACAACACAAGGAAGAGAUGCUACAACUCCAACAACACAAGGAACAGAUUCUUCAACUCCAACAACACAAGGAACAGCUUCUACAACUCUAACAACGCAAGGAACAGCUGCUACAACUCCAACAACACAGGAAACAGCUGCUACAACUCCAACAACGCAAGGAACAGCUGCUGCAACUGUAAAAACACAAGCAACAGCUGCGACAAGUCCAACAACACAAGGAACAGCUGCUACAACUCCAAUAACACCAGAAACAACUGCAACAUCUCCAAUAACACAAGGAACAGCAGCUACAACUGCAAUAACACAAGGAACAGUUGGUACAAUUCCAACAACACAAGGAACGAAUUCCACUGCUCCAGCAACACAAGAAACAAAUGCUAUAACUCCAACAACAAAACGAUGGACAAUUCCAACCACAAGUGGAGGAACUGGUACAACCCCGACAAGACAAGGAGCAAAUGCAACAACUCCAAUAAGAGAAAGAAUAACUGGUACAACUUCGACAUCACAAGGAACAGUUAGUACAGCUCCAACAACACAAGGAACAAAUUCCACUAAUCCAGCAACACAAGGAACAAAUGCUAUAUCUCCAACAACAAAACGAGGGACAAUUGGAACCACAAACGGAACAACUGGUGCAACUCCAACAACACGAGGAGCAAAUGCAACAGCUCCAAUAACAGAAAGAAAAACUGGUGCAACUUCGACAUCACAAGGAACAGUUGGUACAGCUCCAACAACACAAGGAAGAAAUUCCACUACUCCGGCAACACAAGAAACAAAUGCUAUAACUCCAACAACAAAACGAUUGACAAUUCCAACCACAAUCGGAGGAACUGGUCCACCUCCAGCAACACAAGGGGCAAAUGCCACAACUCCAAUAACAGAAAGAAUAACUGGUACAACUUCGACAUCACAAGGAACAGUUAGUACAGAUUCAACAACACAAGGAACAAAUUCCACUACUCCAGCAACACAAGGAACAAAUGCUAUAUCUCCAACAACAAAACGAAGGACAAUUCCAACCACUAACGGAACAACUGGUGCAACUCCAACAACACGAGAAGCAAAUACAACAGCUCCAAUAACCAAAAGAAAAACUGGUACAACUUCGACAUCACAAGGCACAGUUGGUACAGCUCCAACAACACAAGGAAGAAAUUCCACUACUCCAGCAACACAAGGAACAAAUGCUAUAACUCCAACAACAAAACGAGGGACAGUUCCAACCACAAACGGAACAACUGGUGCUACUCCAACAACACGAGGAGCAAAUGCCACAACUCCAACAACAGAAAAAACAACUGGUACAAUUCUAACAGCUGUAACGACACUAGGAACGCCUGCUGGAACUCCUGCAAGGAAAACAACAUCUUCAGCAGCGCAAGGAAGAAAUUCCACUACUCCAGCAACACAAGGAACAAAUGCUAUAACUCCAACAACAAAACGAGGGACAGUUCCAACCACAAACGGAACAACUGGUGCUACUCCAACAACACGAGGAGCAAAUGCCACAACUCCAACAACAGAAAAAACAACUGGUACAAUUCUAACAGCUGUAACGACACUAGGAACGCCUGCUGGAACUCCUGCAAGGAAAACAACAUCUUCAGCAGCGCAAGGAAGAAAUUCCACUACUCCAGCAACACAAGGAACAAAUGCUAUAACUCCAACAACAAAACGAGGGACAGUUCCAACCACAAACGGAACAACUGGUGCUACUCCAACAACACGAGGAGCAAAUGCCACAACUCCAACAACAGAAAAAACAACUGGUACAAUUCUAACAGCUGUAACGACACUAGGAACGCCUGCUGGAACUCCUGCAAGGAAAACAACAUCUUCAGCAGCGCAAGGAAGAAAUUCCACUACUCCAGCAACACAAGGAACAAAUGCUAUAACUCCAACAACAAAACGAGGGACAGUUCCAACCACAAACGGAACAACUGGUGCUACUCCAACAACACGAGGAGCAAAUGCCACAACUCCAACAACAGAAAAAACAACUGGUACAAUUCUAACAGCUGUAACGACACUAGGAACGCCUGCUGGAACUCCUGCAAGGAAAACAACAUCUUCAGCAGCGCAAGGAAAUCUCACUACCGCGAUACCACAAGGAAAUUUCACAACUCCGACUGUAUACGUCGAAAAGACAACCUACUAUGCAUAUGAAAUAUCUAUGACACUAACGGAAAUUGAUACAAAUGCCAGAAAUGUAGGAGAAAAUCAAACUUUACAAAUAUUAUCUACGCUUAUUAACCAAUGUUCCGAUGAAUACACGGAGGAAGGAAAUAUUCACUAUUUUACUUUCGAAAGGUAUUUGAAGAAACAGAUUUGUCAUAUCCGUGCAUUUAAGAAAGAGAAAUGUGAAUUAACAUUAACAAGCCUAAGAUGUGGUAGCCUCAUUACCGAAUAUAAGUUACUGCUUGGAGUGCACGGUUUUGAUCCUAGUGGUAUCUCGAAAAAAAAAGCCGGUGAUGUAAUUAAGGAUGAAAUAAAAGAUGGUUCACUUGGUUCAUUUGCAGUAGAUACGAAUUCCUUUAAAUCGACACCAAAAGGAAAAACCACCGAACCAAAAGCGACCGAAGAACACCCACAAGCUAAUCUUAAUGUAUAUGUGAUUGUCACGAUGAAGUGUACGUGGUAUGAAUUUUGUAAAGUUGAGGAACAUUUCAGAGAAAAGAUCGCUGAAAGGUCGCAUGAUCUGAAAGGCGAACAAUUGAAAACUAUUGACAUAUUCAUUAUAAACGGCGAGAGGAAUUGUGGAAACCCAAAUAAAACCAGGGAGGUUAUUGGUGUUUGGUUUGUGGCGCUGGGAUCAGAUGCGGAUAAAGUAACCAUACAAAUUGGGAAUGAUUUGAAGGAAUUGCUCGAUUCGAGGCAGUUGAGGAAACUUGGAAAUCAAUUUGAAACCAAGGUAAUGUUGCGUUUUAUUCUCUUUGUAUGUUUUUUAGCGAAUACAUUUACAGGCAUACGAGACUGGAGGGAGCGAGGGAGGGAUUACCCUCCCAACAUUUUUAAAACCAAGGAAAUUCGGGGAAAAUUCAGGUUGUCUUAUCAAAAUGUUCCUUAAAUAUUGGCGGAAACUUAAAAGUUAAUCCCCCUGAUGCUCCCGGAAUUUUCUGGUGUAUGUCAUUGAGCGUUUACGCGUUAAGCUGGCUACAUUUGAAAUUUCUUUUUAACGAAACGGCAAUUAAUUAUGGCGCCAGCACUCAUUUUAAUACGCCAGAAUACAAAUCGUACACAGCAAAUCGUAGCGUGUAAACGUAGCUUUAGCGUUUCCAUCCGUAAGCUGCCACCCUCCUAAUGCUUUUUAGAGCGUAGUUUUGAAAUGAAAAAUGGGGGGGGGGGGGAUUUGUGGGCAGACAGUGUUGCCUAUCUUUCGCGCAUCUACUCGCAAAUUAUUAAGUGGCCUUCUCCCAAAUGAAGUCGUGGCGACGCCACUGUUAGGAAAUGUCUGUUAGUGAAUGCUUCAUCAUAUUCAAAACGCUCGCGCUCGGCCGUCUUAUUCGUUUUCUAAGGUUUAUUAAAUGUUUUUAUUUGAUAUCUAGAUAAUUAAUGUAGAAUUUGGUGGAAAAAAUGCGCCUCGGUCUUCGAGCACGUCAAAUAAUAACAAAAUAUGGCUUGCUGUUGGGAUCACCUUGGCAAUUCUUCUCGUGCUUCUUUUAAUCUUCUGGGUAAGUAGCAAAGUACUACUCUUAGAUUUUUAAGCAUUGUUUGUUAGUUGGGCUGUCGGCAUGAUACAAUAAAAACAAUUUAGCUAGGUUUUUGUAUUUCGACUUUAAUGUACCCCAAACUGUGUCGUGUCAACCAAGUAAUUGAUGCGUAUCUUCACAAGAAUAUAAAAUGCAAUUUUCUUAUUGCAUGUUAGCCUUUUUAUUUUUAAAUUAAACCGUAAUUUGUUUUUUCAUAGAAGUGCUAUACGCGAAGUAGGGCUAGGCAGGCGACAUGUGACGAGGAACAAGGACCUAACAACCUCGCCAUGGACAAAAUUGAUGGUUCCAAAUGGAAGCCUACGCUCCUUGUCAACGAAGGAUUCGAUUAUGAAGGAGGAAAUUAUACACCGGUAGGUGGGAUGAAGGACAUGUCAACCCCACAUAGUCUCGCUGAUAUCAAAAUUGCAAAGCAGUAAAAUAUCUAUGUCCAUUGGACUCUAAGUAUACAUCAUGUCAUAAAAUACGUCAAACAUCAAAAUCUCUUUGUAACAUCAAAUCUCUUUCAAAAUAGAAUUGGCUGUUGCCCUCAGCGUGUAGGAUUAAUGCAUUUACCUUCAUUCAAUAUGACCAUUAAUCCCUGUCAGGAAUAAUGUACUGUAUGAACAUGAAAAAUUAAACUACAUGCUUCUAUUAUAUAUAAUGGAACACAUUAAAAAUAAAGUUUUUUGUGGUGCAAAUUUUUCAAAUUUCCUAUUGAAUGGUAUUCUUUCUAAAGCUGGUAUUUAAUAAAACAAUUAAUUAGCUAUGUGAAGGUAAAUAGUGCAAAGGUUCCUUUAACUUCGUUCAGUGAAAGAUUUGAUCGUCUGUAAACGGACCAAAACGGAAGACGUUUCUCUUCGCACGGAGGUCAAAAGCGCAAGAAUAUUCGCAGCUGAACAGUCAAUUAACCAUUCCCCGAGUACCAGUAUGCUAAUGCGUUUUAACUUGACGAUGUUAUUUUGUUUCUUUUUGUGAUCAAAUGCAGUCAUCGCAAAGAGUAUCGACAUUUGAAGAUGCAGCAGAGCAAGAAAACCCUUUGAAGAAAGCGGAAAAUGAAUAUAUUUUUCUUGUUCUUAAGAAAGAAUGUAAGGAUAGCAAUAAGCAAGAGCCGAGUGAUCAGGGGGAGGAGGAAAAGAAGGCAUCACUUGGCAAAAGCGAGGAUACUGAUGAUCGAUGA